CGUCGGUGCGCCGCGCUCGUGGCCGCUGGCCCGCAUGCCUCACCAACGGACAUGCCGGCAUGCACGGCCUCGACCGCAGCUCUGGGCCGGUCGAUUGAGUGAGCUCGAUGUAGCCUCCUUACCACCACUACGCCAGCCACUUCUUCUCUCCUUGCCAGCAUGGAGAAGCACAGCCCGCCCGGCGGCGCGGCCCUGCAGGCGCGCUACGCCGCCACGCUGGCACACGCCCACGCCGACCGGCGCCCGCCGGCGUGGCAGCGCGCCGUGCUGCUGCUGUUCCUCGCGCUGCUCGUCUACCACGCACUCGUCGGGCGACAGCAGCUGGGAGAGCUGCGGCAUAGCUUAGCUGAGCUGCUGCACCUUGAGGAGGAUGAGGAGUGACGGCGCGCCAAAAGGAAGCAUCAAGCAGGAGAAAACGGCUCUCCCGUGUGCACCUACCACCACACGCGGCUAGCCAGCCGAGACGCUACGACCGAGGGCAAGACGCAAGAGACGCAAGGGUCUCGGUGUCAGGCAUUUGCGAAUAUUGAGACCCAAAGCUCGAGCACAGAGCUGACGCACGAACGGGCGGACGAGGACAAGUCACUCUGAAUGCGACCCCGCGUCCCUGGCCGUCUGCGAGCAGCAUUCACUCUUCGCUUCCGGGAACCUCGACCGACCACGCCUUACCUUCCUCAAGGGCCUCGACAGCGUACUCUGCGACCCACCUCCGCCGCCAAUGCCGCCGCAGGAGCGCGCGGCCGAGGCGGCUUUGCUCGCGUGGCUGCGGCGACGCGGCGUCGCGGCGAGAUUGGCCGCGUGCGGGGAAGGCGAAGGCUGCGAUGUGGAGA
Tilletiopsis washingtonensis is the source of this 830-nucleotide messenger RNA. RefSeq lists its product as hypothetical. The record is from RefSeq and is a predicted model, not a curated record. Lineage: Eukaryota; Fungi; Basidiomycota; Exobasidiomycetes; Entylomatales. Bases 160 to 381 code for a protein of 73 amino acids. The transcript has a single exon.